This is a messenger RNA of Microplitis mediator, 2095 nucleotides long. RefSeq lists its product as uncharacterized. The record is from RefSeq and is a predicted model, not a curated record. Bases 119 to 1873 code for a protein of 584 amino acids. Lineage: Eukaryota; Metazoa; Arthropoda; Insecta; Hymenoptera; Braconidae. The transcript has 2 exons.
UGUAGGUAGUACAAGAACUGAAAAAUAAUUUUUGGUUGCCAGUAUACCUGUAGUCGUUGCACUGAUCAGUCGAUAGUUUUGUGAUAAAUUAUUUCUCAAGUGAAUUAAAUUAUUAACCAUGGGACGUGAUUCUAGAAAGGUUUCAAGAGAACUUCGGAGUUCUGAAAAAAUUAAUAAGUCGCGUUCAGUCAAAAGAAAGAAUGUUUUUAAUCCGAAAACAGCCGAACGUGAUGAAAGUAUUCAGAGUACAUCUUCUAAAAAAUUAAAACAAAACACUGAAGAUGAUGUACCUGAAGACAGCAGUACUGAAUUUCGAAUAAUAAAUUUUAUUCAGGUAUUCACUGCAAUUUCUGCUCUUAUAAAAUGUAAAAAAUGUGAUGGAAAUGUAGUGUUUCAAACAGCAAGUACACGUGGGCUGGGAUUCAAAAUUGUAGUUGCAUGUAAUAACUGUGGAAAUGAAUAUAUUCCUUCCUGUUCUUUCGUUGGGCAUUCUUAUGAAAUAAACAGACGUUUCAUUUUUGUAAUGAGAAUACUAGGAAUAGGAUACGAAGGAUUGUGCAAGUUUUGCGGCCUGAUGGACAUGCCGUCUUUUUUAGAUAAAUCUACGCAUACAAUUUUACUGAAACAGAUUUUGAAUUGUAGUAAAGCCGUCGCAGAAACCUUCAUGACGAAAGCUGUGAAUGAAGAAAAGCAAGCAAUGCCAACAACUGAAAAUGAAGAUAUAAAUCAUCUAACUGUAUCGGGAGAUGGAACCUGGCAAAAACGGGGAUAUACAUCGUCAUUUGGAGUUUCUUCUAUAAUUGGCUAUUUUACUGGAAAGAUUCUUGACAUAAACAUUAAAAGUGCAUAUUGUAAGCUAUGUGAGUAUUGGAAAAAAAAAACAAAUACUGUUGAGUUCGAGGAAUGGUAUCAAUCGCAUGAAGAUGUGUGUUCUGCUAAUCAUCAAGGGUCUUCUGGGAAAAUGGAGGUGGAUGCGAUGGUCGAAAUGUUUUCGUAUUCUGAAACUAAAUAUGGAGUUAAGUAUGCCAACUAUAUUGGUGAUGGUGACUCCAAGACCUAUUCAGGAAUUAUAAAAUCAGAUCCUUACGAAAAUACAACUGUAAAUAAAAAGGAAUGUAUAGGGCAUGUCCAAAAGCGGAUGGGGAGUCGAUUACGUACGCUGAAGAGUAAACAAAAAGGUCUUGGUGGUCGAGGUAAGCUCACAGGAAAAUUAAUAGACAAACUAACUGUGUACUAUGGUUUAGCAAUACGCCGGCAUUGUGAUUCUAUUGAAAAUAUGAAAUCUGCUAUAAUGGCAACCUUUUAUCACUACGGCUCGAGUGAUGAAAAACCGAAUCAUGAUAUGUGUCCAAAAGGCGAAGAAUCUUGGUGCUCUUACCAGCGCGCUGAAGCAAGAGGAGAGCUUGAUACCUUUUCUCACGAUUAUUCUCCUUUACCUUCUGAUGUUUUAAAAGCUAUCAAGCCUAUAUACGAAGAUCUUAGUAAUGAAAAUUUACUUUCAAGAUGUGUAGGUGGAUUCAAUCAGAAUAAUAAUGAAAGCUUUAACCAACUAGUAUGGAAAAUAUGUCCAAAAACGGUAAAUACUAGUUUUACUAUCGUACAAAUAGCUGCAUACGUUGCUAUGUGUAUAUUUAAUGAGGGUAUAAAUUCAUUAUUAGUCUUGAUGAAUACACUAGGACUUAAUUGUGGGCCUAAUUCUCAUCGGUAUGCAGAAAGAAUGGAUGCUGCACGUAUCAAAGUAGCAGAUAAGCGCGCUAAUGAUAACACCCGAGAAGGUCGAUUGCAACGUAGGCACCAGCAAAUCGAUAUUUUGGAAGCUGCUAUGUCGGCUGAAGAGCUAUUAUAUGGUCCAGGAAUAGAUGACUCAGUAUGAAUCUCCAAGGACUUAUGAUGAUCACCGCAAAGGACUUCGGGAGGAACGGGCUCUACAAAAACAGCGAUAACUUUUUGAAUUAUUAAUUUUUUUUUUUGAAAUUUUCGUGAAGUCAAAUCGAAACGUGUUCUAAUAAAGCUAUGUUUUUAUUUUUGUCAAAUAAAGUAAUUAACUACAAAAAAAAAAUUAUUGAAAAUCAUCAUUUUUUCAUACCCCUGAGUA